AUGAUGAAUUUCUUUUCUCCUAAGAAUGAAGCACAACCCCAUGAGCAGCCGGCGAGGCCGCGACCCACCACGAGUGGGUUCUUCCCUACUCUUACCACACACACUGCGACCCCUACAACGGCGCUAAGUGAAAAUUCCUAUGCUAUGGGUACGACGGGGCUGAAUGCAGAGAGCCAAGAGGAUCUUCGCACUCACAUGAAAGCAAUAAACCGGAAGGGCUCGUAUUCGGAGAAAGGUCGUGUUCACGAGCCGCACCUUACCGAACAACAACAACCAGGAUUUGGGGACACCACAGAAUCCCUGGCCAAUCCGUCACGACAGUCAGAGAUGAACAGUACAUGUUCAUCCGACCGUUCUCCUACUAUGGAGAUGCCUUCUGGGCUUACUGAUACAGAUGCUCCUGAAACUAAUAUUCCUCGAGGAAAACUAAAAGUGACUAUUGUACAGGCCCGUGAUAUAAUAACUUACACAGAGCAGACGCAGCCUUAUGUCGUUUGUACAUACGAGAGUUCAGAAUUUAUCUCCAGUGGACCUGAAUCGAUGGAGAAGAAGCCCGCGCUGAACAACUCCGGUUGGGCCAAUAUGAUGCCACCGAUUAGUGAAAAAGGAGUCCGGUCUUUAUAUACUACACAAUCAUCUUAUCAGUUGGACAAGCUGUCUUCAUGCCACCAGGUAAAUACAGCAUCGUCUAACCCUAUAUGGCACCAUGAGACCACUUUUGAUGUUCUCGGUGGUCACUCAGAACUUGAUAUAUCUGUGUACGAUGCGGCACACAACGAUAUGUUUUUAGGUCAGGUGAGGUUGCGUCCUAACACGUAUUCCUCGCAUGCAACACACAACGAAUGGUCGAAACUACAGACUCGUACUGUUGGUGAAACUGUUUCUGGUGAAAUAUUGAUUAAAUGGGAAUACUCUGAUACUAAAAAAAGACACUACGGUCCUCAAGAUUUUGAGGUUUUAAGGUUAUUGGGUAAAGGAACCUUUGGACAGGUUUACCAGGUUAGAAAAAAAGACACGAAAAGGAUUUAUGCUAUGAAGGUUUUGUCCAAGAAGGUCAUUGUUAAAAAGAAUGAAAUAGCGCAUACCAUUGGAGAAAGAAAUAUAUUGGUGCGCACGGCUUCUAAGUCUUGUCCCUUCAUUGUUAGUUUAAAGUUUUCCUUCCAAACACCAACUGAUCUCUACCUCGUUACAGACUUUAUGAGCGGGGGUGAGCUAUUUUGGCACCUUCAAAAGGAAGGAAGGUUUACCGAAGAUCGCGCAAAGUUUUACAUCGCUGAAUUGGUUUUAGCGUUAGGUUAUCUACACGAUAACGAUAUUGUUUACAGAGAUUUGAAACCUGAAAAUAUUCUACUUGAUGCUAACGGAAACAUAGCACUUUGCGACUUUGGUCUCUCUAAGGCUGACCUUAAAGAUCGUACGAAUACUUUUUGCGGAACAACUGAAUAUUUGGCUCCCGAAUUGCUUUUGGACGAAACCGGCUACACGAAAAUGGUUGACUUCUGGUCACUAGGUGUAUUGAUGUUUGAAAUGUGCUGCGGUUGGUCUCCCUUCUUCGCUGAAGACAAUCAGAAAAUGUAUCAAAAAAUCGCUUUUGGUAAAGUAAAAUUUCCCCGCGAUGUCUUAUCAUCAGAAGGGCGUUCCUUUGUCAAGGGCCUACUGAAUAGAAACCCCAACCAUAGACUUGGUGCUAUUGAUGACGCAAAGGAACUUCGAGCGCAUCCUUUCUUUCACGAUAUCGACUUCGAGGCACUACGUAAAAAGAAGAUUCCGCCCCCUUUUAAGCCACAUCUUACCUCCGAAACCGACACUUCAAACUUCGACCCAGAAUUCACUCAGUCAUCUACGUCAUUCAUGAAGAAGCAACCUAUCGCUGCCACCCCACUUUCCCCAGCUAUGCAGGCCAAAUUCGCUGGGUUCACUUUCGUCGAUGAGUCCGCCAUAGAGGAACACACUGCAGCAUACAACAACCAGAAAUUCGUGCAGAAUUCCUACUACAUGGAAAGAGGUUCUUUCAUACCUGGGGACACUACUAUGCCUCCGGAUGAAGACGUUAUCGAAGAUGGCGACGACGAUUCCAUGGAUGUCAUGGAUAAGGGCAAUAACGAGCACCACAUGGAUGAUGAUUUUGUGAACGGGCGAUUCGAAAUAUGA
Messenger RNA from Eremothecium sinecaudum, 2151 nucleotides. It is a transcript of the gene SCH9, whose product is annotated as serine/threonine protein kinase SCH9. The transcript has a single exon. The record is from RefSeq and is a predicted model, not a curated record. Gene Ontology annotation, molecular function: protein serine/threonine kinase activity; ATP binding. The coding region runs from base 1 to 2151 and encodes 716 amino acids. Gene Ontology annotation, biological process: protein phosphorylation. Lineage: Eukaryota; Fungi; Ascomycota; Saccharomycetes; Saccharomycetales; Saccharomycetaceae.